Molecule: messenger RNA, 690 nt
Organism: Dissoconium aciculare CBS 342.82
Lineage: Eukaryota; Fungi; Ascomycota; Dothideomycetes; Mycosphaerellales; Dissoconiaceae
Product: CSN7 COP9 signalosome subunit
Exons: 2
Cellular component (GO): COP9 signalosome
Source: RefSeq, a predicted model, not a curated record
AUGGAUCAAUCACGGGCCAUUAAUGGUCUUGCUCCUUUCAUAGCCCUCGCAAAGUCUGCAAACUCACCUCGUGCGGCCGCCGACUUGGUGACUCAAGCAACAUCAGCAGCCAACACCUACGUAUUCGCAGCGCUCCUUGAACAGCCAAACGUAAAGGCGUUGGUUAGCAACGAACAAUAUGGAAAGUUCCACACAUUACUGGAGAUCUUUGCAUGGGGCACGUUGGAGACAUAUGAAGCAACCACUGAUCUACCUCCACUUUCGGACGCUCAACUGCAAAAGCUACGGCUGCUCUCAUUACUCACAAUCGCCUCUCAACGCAAGGAACCACCCUCCUCAUCACCAUCCUCGGCCUCAAAUCUCAGCUACAACUCCCUCUGCACACGCUUGAGGCUGGAGUCCUCCAUCGAGCUAGAACAACUCGUCACCGAAGCGAUCUACAGCGAUCUCGUCGUCGCAACCCUCAACCCCGCCCUUCAAACCGUCGUCAUCACAUCCGUCGCUCCACUGAGAGAUCUCGCUCCGGGCAGCGUCCAAUCGAUGAUCGACGAGCUCGCCGCCUGGAGCAAACGCUGCAGUUCCGUGCUCGCAGAUCUCGAGGCGGAGAUCCAAAAGGUUAAAGAUGAGGCGGAGUUGCGCGCGGGCCGAGAGGCGCGGACAGAGAGACAGGUCAAGGCUGCGAUGGAUGCG